GCAUUAACUAAGACUAAAUUAACAAUAAUGGAAAUCCCUCCUCCUUUGCUCAUCCUUGUGCCGGCGGCCUUCGCCACCACUUUUCUACUAAUCGCCUUUACCCAGAAAAUUUUCCGUCAAAACAAAUAUGUGGGCCGAAAAGUGCCCGAAGCCGGCUUUGCAUGGCCCAUAAUCGGCCAUUUCCACCUCUUCGCCGCCAACAAACGGCCCACUCACCACAUCCUCUCCGACAUGGCCGACAAAUACGGCCCGAUAUUCCGGCUGAGGCUCGGCCCGCGUGAAGUCGUGGUGGUGAGCAACUCCCGGAUCGCCAAAGAGUGCUUCACCGUCAACGACGCGGCUCUCGCGGGCCGGCCCAAGUCCAUUUCCACCGAGAUCUUGGGCUCCAACUACGCUAGCUUCGGGCUCGCUCCGGCCGGCCCGCUUUGGCGGGAAGUCCGCAAGGUCGUCGUGCUGGAGCUGCUGUCCAGCCGCCGCCUCGACGCGCUCCGGCGCGUCAGGCAAACCGCGCUGAAAACGUUCUCCCGGGACAUCCACCGGAGCUGGCUGGCGGCCGACGAGAAAGGCCAGCCCGGUGGUGCCGCCGUGAUGCUUGACAUGAAGGAGUGGUGCUGGAAAUUAGUCACCGGGAUUAUGUUCCAGGUACUGAUUGGGCAGCUGGAUGAGGAGGAAUGGAGGCGGGCGGCGGAGAGGGUGGAGAGAUUCUUUAAGCUUAUGGGUGCGUUGGUGGCAGGUGAUUUCCUGCCGUGGCUGAGGUGGAUGGACAUUGGAGGAUAUGAGAAGGCCAUGAAGGAGUCUAACAAAGAGAUGGAAGAUCUCAUGGAAGGCCUGCUUCAAGCACACAAGAGGGAAAAGGGUGAGAAACCGAAGGAGGAAGAAGACUUCAUGGAUGCACUGAUUUCCCACUUCGAUGGCAGCAAAGAAAUUGCAAAUGGUUUUGAUGCUGACACAGUUAUCAAAUCAACAUGCACGACAUUGUUGGCAGCGGGUACAGAUACAACUGCAAAUUCAUUGACAUGGGCUUUGUCUUUGGUCUUGAAUAAUGAGGACGUAUUGAAAAAGAUUCGAGACGAACUGGACAUGCAUGUUGGGAGAGAAAGGCUAGUCAACGACGCUGAUAUAAACAAUUUGAUUUAUCUUCAAGCUGUAGUCAAAGAAACAUUGCGUUUGCAUCCACCAGGACCCCUCUUGCUACCCCAUGAGGCUCUACAAGAUUGCACGAUUGACAACUACUUUGUCUUCAAGGGCACACGUUUAUUGGUAAAUGUGUCAAAGAUUCAUCGUGACCCAAGCUAUUGGAUGGAUCCCGACAUAUUCAAACCAGAGAGAUUCUUGACAAAUCAACACAAGGAAAUUGAUGUGAGAGGCAAACACUUGGAACUAAUUCCCUUCGGAAGUGGAAGGAGAAUAUGUCCAGGAAUUUCUUUUGGGAUUGAAAGUGUGCAAUUAGGAUUGGCUAACAUUGUUCACAGAUUUGAUGUGAGAAGGCCUUCAAGUGACCUCAUUGACAUGUCCGAAGCUAUUGGACUAGGUGCUGCAAAGGAGAUUCCCCUGCAAGUUCUCAUCACUCCACGGUUGCCUUUUCAUCUCUACCUUUGAAAAGUUUCACAAUCUACAAUAAUGAUGAAAUAAACGAAAUUACUAAAAAUGGAGUACACAUAGUUUAGCAUGAGUACUAAGUUUGAUUGUGAUUGGUAUGAUGUAAAAUACUCCGUAAGUAUUUGCACACAUGACAAUGUAAGCUUUGUGUGUAAGUGUGUAAUCAAGGAAAAGCACAAGGGAAAGAGGAUUUGAAAAUUAUAUCGAAUAUGUUGAAUAUCUAUGUAGGACUUCAUUGAACUUGUAGCAUGUUUGGGUUAGAAAAUAUGCAUAACUUUUUACAAGUAAUGAGAAGACUAUGUUUAAU
Molecule: messenger RNA, 1906 nt
Organism: Cuscuta epithymum
Lineage: Eukaryota; Viridiplantae; Streptophyta; Magnoliopsida; Solanales; Convolvulaceae
Source: the annotation of a GenBank genome assembly